GGUUUUCUCGAUGACGUGUCCGGGGUGUGGCGGAAGUGCGGCCGGGACAGAGGUGUCGGUCUGUCUGUCCGUCUGCGGUCCAGGGGGGUCCGUCUGUCCGCCCCUCCCACAUGAGCCCCCGCCCGGGAUGAGCUCCAAGGCCAAGCGGGUGCUGCCCACCCGCCCCGAGCCCCCCAGCGCCGAGCAGAUCCUGGCCGACGUGCAGGGCACGCUGCCCUCCGACCCCGUGUUCGUGCUGCCCGCCGAGCCCCCCCAGGAGCCCGGCCCCGCUCCAGGCUGCCCCGAGCCCGCGGCCGAGGAGCGGGAGCGGCUCUACCGGCAGGUCCGCUCCUACGUGGGCAUGAAGCAGCGGCUGCAGCAGUCCCGGGAGCGGCUGCGGCAGCGGCGCCGGGAGCUGCAGAGGGUCGGGGAGGCGCUGGAGCGCGGCAUCGCCGACAUGCGGCAGAAGGCGUUCUGAGGGACGCGCCGCGCUGGGGUUUCACCUUCCCAAAGCCGUUUGCAUCGGGACGAUCCGGAUUUGCCAGGAUCUCCUGUGCCACCCCAGUGACCUUUUCCCAGGGAGCACCGGCACCCGCCAGGUGGCACUUUCCUGCUGUUAGGACAAAAGCUUGCACCCCUCCUGCUGCCCCCGAACCCUGCCAUGUCCCCCGGGGGUGGCACGUCCUCUGCUCCCUACGACUUUUCCCUCUGGUACUUCCCCGAGGAUGACCACGUCGCCUCCCGCAUCGCGGAGCGCCUGAGGCAGGAGGGCUUUCGGGGCUUCACCGAGCACCAGGACCAAGCGGCGGGGACAUCCGUGGUCCAGACGGCCGUGCAGGUCAUCGAGGCCAGCCGGGUGGCCAUCCUGCUCCUCUCGGCCAAGUCCCUGGGCGACCGCUGGUGCCAGCGCGUGUCGCAGUGGAACCUGCUCCACGCCGUCCAGCAGCGCGGCCCCAGGGUGGUCCCCGUGUGCGUGGGGGUCAGCAGGGCCCAGGUGCCCCCGUUCCUGCAGCACCUCGUCCCGCUGGAAUACCAGAACGAGUUCUUCUUCCAGCGGCUGCUGGCCAGCCUGAGGUCCCGCCCAAGGAGCGGGGCCAGGCGGGUCCCGCCCGCGGGGACAAACUGAGGCACCACCAGGGGGGCUGGGUCGGGGGCCAGCACCGCGCCGUGGUGUGAAAAACUGCCCUGCUUUGCUAAUAAAGGCGGUGGGGAUGGCUCA
Messenger RNA from Passer domesticus (house sparrow), 1198 nucleotides. It is a transcript of the gene C21H19orf25, whose product is annotated as chromosome 21 C19orf25 homolog. The record is from RefSeq and is a predicted model, not a curated record. NCBI's taxonomy places the organism in Eukaryota, Metazoa, Chordata, Aves, Passeriformes, Passeridae. The transcript is spliced from 3 exons. The coding region runs from base 11 to 457 and encodes 148 amino acids.